AUGACGAAAGUGAAGAGGUCGAAACCACUUUUUUUUUUUUUUUUUGGAAGGGGGCUGCAGGAGCCGCUAGUGCUGGUGGUGGUGGUGGAUUUAAAAUAUAUUAUUUUUUUCCACUUCUUUUUGUGUGUGUUCGUGUUGUUCUCUCCCUCCCACGGGCAAGGGAGAAGAAGUGCGAGACAUCGAGGAAGGGGUGUGAGCGGGUUUUUUGCGAGAGCAGUUCAGGGAGUUGUUUUCAUGCGUCGUGGAGGAAAUCUCUUGCAGACUGUCGCAGGCCGCUAUGCGGUGUGGUCACAGCUGCGGUUCAUGUCUUCAACCCCAUGUCAAUUGCAGGGAUCACGUGUUGGGCACUACCGCCCCUUCUCCUCGGAGGAUGAGGCGCAGCUGGCGGCAGUACUCACGACAAAACCUCGGCACGUUGCGCGCUACGUGCGUCAGUCGAUGCUUCAUUCCCGGCGGCGGAUCACACAGUUCCGCAACAGCGUCACCUUCUUGAUGAUUGCGCUGCAGUCCAAACUGCAAAAGGGUGAGAUUGCCCCGGACGAUGCGUUGGCGCUGGCGGAAAGCCUCAUGAGGGAGUGCGUUGACCUCCGCCAAGGAGACAUGGCGCAUUUGCUUUUUCGUGCCUCUAUUCGCUUUCGGAGGUAUGGAAUGAAGAUUGGGUUUCAGCUGGUGAAGCAUCUCUUUGACUCAUAUCGCACCGAUAACGCGAAGGAUCUUAUGAAAAACAUGGCGGAUGAACUGCGCGGCGAAGAGUCUCUCAAGAUGCUUGCAGUCGUUGCGUAUCAGUUUGCCGGAGAAUACGACGAGGCGCGUGAACUGCUUCAGGAAAUUCCGCAAGAGCGGCUUGUGACCUCGGACUACACAGCACUCAUUGAAGCAUACGGCAUGACAUCCAGGUACGAUGAAAUUAUGAAUCUUGUGCGACAACUUUUUUCUACGCAUAAAGCCAACCAGGGUUAUUUGGAUUUGGAUGCCAUCUUAUCCACAGGUCUUGUGGCAAUCCGUGGUGACAACAAUGGGAUGGAACAACUGAAGGAAAUGGCCUUGGAACACAGGGUCAGGCUUUCAGAAAAAGCCAUAGGGGCGAUCAUGCGAUCUCGUUUGACCAGCGCAAAGUCAGCAGCGGAGGUUUACAAUCUAGAAGAGGCACUUCGCCAUGAGUUGGCGGUGCAAACACUCGGCAUGGCUGCUGAGACGGCUGUUAUUGCAAGGUGCAGCGAACUCCUUUCAAGAAGUCAAAAGUCCGGGGAUGAUGUCAUGCUGCGAAAGGUGCAGCACUUGGAAAGUGUCGUGGAAGAGUGCGUGGUGAAUGACACUGUGGAUGAUAUCGAGCCGUCGUACCUGCUCUCAUUGAUCAAGGGGUAUGGUGUGUUGGGUCGUUUUGAGGAUAUGAAUCGUUGUUUUACCUCCUUGAAGAACGCGGGGGUUGUGCGAGAUCAUCGUCUUUACGACGAGAUGCUGCGUUGGUAUGCGCAUGCCUAUAAUCUAAAGGAAGUCAUUGCUCUAAAGGAAGAAAUGCAAGAAAAACAAAUUUUUCACACGGCUCAGACCUAUCAACAUGUCUUCCGUGUUCUUGACAAGUAUUACCCUCGAAUGGUGGAAAAGUACAUGAACGAAAUGCGUAAUAAGGGAAUCCAGAUUGAAUCCUUUAUGUACCCAACACUUUUGCGUGUCUUUGGGGAAUUGCAAGAUUUCCACAUGGUGGAACAACUCUACCGAGAAAUCAAGAGCAAGGUCGCGAUGGGCAACACAAACGUCUUCUCCGCUGCCGUUGUUGUCCAGCUCCUCAAGUCUUAUCAAAAUGAUAUGGAAAGAUGUAAUUCGAUCAUCCACGAAGCUGAAAAUUAUGGUCUUUUGGCAAAUGAGCUUGUGCAGGCGGAGAUUGUGCAGUUUUAUUCGGUUCAUAACCGUUAUGACUACCUCCACGCAUUGGUGUCACGUCUGCCGUACAAGUCCCCAGACAUGUACCGUGUUCUUCUUCGCGAUGCCGCGAAGCGUAAGGACCGCCGUACCUUUAAUGCACUUCUGAAAGAGAUGCAGGAAAAUCAGGUCGUUAUCAAUGAACGCAUCUUUGGAGUUGUUGUUUUAGCGUUGGGGUACUUUAAUGACUUGGAUGGGGUCAAACGUUACUUCCACGAGGCCCUUAUGAAUAAUGCGGUACGAACUCCGCUGUUUUUCGCUCUUGCAGCUUCUGCCUUUGCCCGCCUGGGUGACACGCAGGCGGUGGAUGAGUGUUGGCGUGACCUUGUUGAGUCCAAGGUGACCAUUACAAUGCCUGUGUACAACAAGUUUCUUGAUCUCUACAUGGCAAACAAUAAUGUGGAGAAGGUGCAGCAGAUACUGAACACCAUGAUGAAGCUCGUGCCGCCCAACCCCGUUACAGCCACAACAGUCGUUGAUAUGCUUGGCAAAAUGGGACGCCUUGAAGAAAUGGAGUCCGUCUUGGAAGAGAUGUCGCGGUCUACCAACGCGGUUCCAACGCAAGUGACAUAUCAUCAGGCAAUGAACGCCUACGCAAAGACUGGGGAUGUGGCAAAGAUGGAGGCCAUGCGGGCGAAGAUGAAAGAAGAAGGGUUUCAGGAAAAUCAUGUCACUUUUAACAUUUUAUUUGAAGGGUAUGGACGCGCAAAACGGUAUGAACAUAUCAAAGAGUUGGUGGAGGAACGCAGGAGCAAGCAGAUCCCUAUGGAAGAGUUUGGCUACAUGGGACUCCUCAACAUAUAUUCACGUGCUCGCAUGGUGGAAGAGACGUCAAAACUUGUGGAGGAAAUGGUUGCCAGUGGUGUGCCCUUUACAAGUCGAAUGUUGUCGGCCGUGGCAUCGAGCUUCAGCCACAUUGGUGACAUUCCGAGGAUGGAGCAUUAUAUCUCACUCCUUCUUUCUCACCCUGAAUGCCGUCAUCGGGAUGUGGAGUCUAUUUAUCUCAUCUACUCCAAGAUGCGGGACACAGUUAAACUACAAGAGCUACUAGACACUGAGAAUUUGCCUAAAACGCAGUUUAUUUACAAUGUCUGCGUUGCGGCAUUUGCGCGGUCAGGGGAGCACACCAAGGUGGCGUCCCUCCUGACACAAAUGGAGGAAAAAGGGUUUUUCCUCACACGCAAUACAAGCAUAACACUUAGCUCCCUCCUGCUCAAGGCCGGAAAACUGGAGUUGGCGCAGACGGUGCUAAAAUGGAAGGGAUGUGCUCCACAUAGGGGCGAAGAGGAGGGAGAUGAACUGGCAGCAGAUGAAUCUCAACUCCUUCGAGCUGAUAAUGAUGUCUCAUCAUCAUCAUCAUCAUCAUCGUCGCUGAUUCCAGAAACAACGAGAGAUGAAGCAGCUGCUGUUGUGACCGUCGGUGGUGGUGGUGUGACUGCAUCCUAG
Molecule: messenger RNA, 3366 nt
Organism: Trypanosoma cruzi
Lineage: Eukaryota; Euglenozoa; Kinetoplastea; Trypanosomatida; Trypanosomatidae
Exons: 1
Coding region: 1-3366 (1121 amino acids)
Molecular function (GO): protein binding
Source: RefSeq, a predicted model, not a curated record